Molecule: messenger RNA, 1170 nt
Organism: Callorhinchus milii (elephant shark)
Lineage: Eukaryota; Metazoa; Chordata; Chondrichthyes; Chimaeriformes; Callorhinchidae
Gene: valopa
Product: vertebrate ancient long opsin a
Exons: 5
Coding region: 1-1170 (389 amino acids)
Biological process (GO): visual perception; G protein-coupled receptor signaling pathway
Cellular component (GO): photoreceptor outer segment; membrane
Molecular function (GO): G protein-coupled receptor activity
Source: RefSeq, a predicted model, not a curated record
AUGGAUUCCUCGUGGAGAGGGGCAGUGGAUGGAGCCCUCCCCUCCGAGGCUAGUGUUGGGGUCUCCACUCCCAGAGACCCAUUUAGUGGACCUCUGGGCAAAAUCGAGUCGUGGAACUUCAAAGUUUUGGCGACUUUAAUGUUUCUGGUGACAUUUUUAUCCCUCAGUGAAAACUUUACUGUCAUGCUGGUAACCUACAGGUUUAAGCAGUUGAGGCAGCCUCUGAAUUAUAUCAUUCUCAAUUUAUCCCUGGCUGACUUUCUCAUGUCUUUAAUUGGUGGAACUAUCAGCUUUGUCACCAAUCUCUACGGGUACUUCUUCCUGGGAGCCUGGGCAUGUGUAUUGGAAGCCUUUUCUGUAACUUACUUAGGAAUUGUGGCACUCUGGUCAUUAGCAGUGCUGGCCUUUGAACGGUAUUUUGUGAUCUGCCGACCACUGGGCAACAUCCGCUUACAAGGGAAGCAUGCUGCCCUGGGACUUCUUUUCAUUUGGAUUUUUUCCUUCAUCUGGACCAUCCCACCCGUCUUGGGCUGGAGCAGUUAUACUGUCAGUCCGAUCGGCACUACUUGUGAACCUAACUGGUAUUCUACAGAACACAAUGAUCACACAUAUAUCAUUGCAUUAUUUAUAACCUGCUUCAUCAUGCCUUUAAUUGUGAUAUUUGUUUCGUACGGAAAACUGAUGAAGAAGCUGAGGAAGGUGGCAAGUACUCAAGGGAGACUGGGAGUUGCAAGAAAGCCUGAAAAGCAGGUAACUAGGAUGGUGAUAGUCAUGAUACUGGCAUUUCUUUUCUGCUGGACUCCAUACGCAGCUUUUUCCAUCACGGUUACCGCUUGUCCCACCAUCAAGUUAGACCCUCGACUUGCAGCAAUCCCAGCCUUCUUCUCGAAAACUGCAACUGUUUAUAAUCCAAUCAUUUAUGUGUUUAUGAAUAAGCAGUUUAGGAAGUGUCUGCUUCAAAUGUUCAGUCUGACUGAUUCAUUGUUAGGAGAAUCCAACACCCACCAAACAGCAGAACAAGGAGUGCAGAUUGGCAAUGAUAGAGAGAUGCCAACCAUUGGAACACGGAGCGCUGCUUCUUCCAAUAGAGCAGAAGGUCAUGAAGUGCACGGCAAUUGUGAUUCCUUUGCUCAGCUGUCAAUUCCUGAGAACAAAGUGCACCCAAUGUAA